This is a messenger RNA of Pristis pectinata (smalltooth sawfish), 3887 nucleotides long. It is a transcript of the gene opn3, whose product is annotated as opsin 3. Gene Ontology annotation, cellular component: membrane; photoreceptor outer segment. Gene Ontology annotation, molecular function: G protein-coupled receptor activity. NCBI's taxonomy places the organism in Eukaryota, Metazoa, Chordata, Chondrichthyes, Rhinopristiformes, Pristidae. Gene Ontology annotation, biological process: G protein-coupled receptor signaling pathway. The record is from RefSeq and is a predicted model, not a curated record.
UACAAAUCGCGCAGCCCACUUCCUGAAUCUCCCGCAGAGGUUGUCUCCACAUCACCACACAGCAUGUCGGAAUCGAACCGCAGGCAGCGAUGAAUCCAGCGAACAGCACUGAGGCACGGGAGGAAAAGCUUUUCAGCCCCGGCACUUACAGAGUGUUGGCAGUCGUUGUGGGCACGAUAGGUGCUGUGGGCUUCUGCAACAACCUUCUGAUGUUGGUGCUUUAUUGUAAAUUUAAGAGACUGAGGAGCCCCACUAACCUCUUCCUCGUGAACAUCAGCAUCAGCGACUUGCUGCUGUCGGUCUUCGGAGUCUUCUUCACGUUGGUCUCCUGUGUAAAAGGGCGAUGGGUUUGGGAUAACGGUGCUUGCGUCUAUGGCUUCAGCAACAGUCUGUUCGGAAUUUCAUCAAUAAUGUCACUGACUGUCUUGGCAUAUGAGCGCUAUCUCCGGAUGGUGAACGCAACAGCAAUUGACUUUUCCUGGGCUUGGCGGGCCAUCACCUAUAUCUGGCUUUACUCAUUGGCCUGGAGUGGAGCACCAUUAAUUGGCUGGAACAAGUAUACUCUGGAGGUGCACAGACUGGGCUGCUCAGUGAACUGGGACUCAAGAAACCCCAGUGAUACCUCAUUUAUCCUCUUUUUAUUCCUGGGAUGUCUGCUCGUCCCUGUAGGUGUCGUAGCUUACUGUUAUGGGAAUAUUUUGUAUACUAUGAGAAUGCUUCGAAACAUUCAAGACCUUCAGACUACCCGAUUUGCAAAGAUCUUAACAUAUGAGAAGAAUGUGUCAAAGAUGUGCUUCUUCAUGAUCUCUGUUGCCUUUUCUUGUUGGCUGCCAUAUGCUGUGACAUCCUGUAUGGUGGUUUAUGGUUACACUGAUGUGGUAACCCCCUCCAUAACCAUCGUAUUUUCACUUCUUGCCAAAUCAAGCACAACAUCUAAUCCCAUCAUUUAUACCUUCAUGAGCAGAAAGUAUCGAUGGUGCCUAAUGCGACUCCUUUGCUCUCGUCUUAUGAGGAUCAAGUGGGCAAUUAAAGAUCGCACUGUUAGAGUCCGAAGUGAAAAGCCAGUCAAAUCCAUUGUCAUUUCUGAAAAAGUUGUGGACAGGCCAAAAAAGAGAGUGACUUUUAGUUCAUCUUCGAUAAUCUUCAUCAUAGCAAACGAUGAAGCUCAGGAUAUUGGUAGCACUGGUGAACUCAAUGCUACAAACCCAAAUGUUGUUCAGGUGAGGCCUUUGAGAUCAGAAAGAGCAUGAAGAGGAAAACAUGAAUGUCACAAUAUGGGAGAAUUGUUUGUGUCAUGCACCCUAUUAGACAGAGUGCAUCACCAUGGUUUCUGCAGCACCUUGCAGUGAAGCCCUGAGGAAAAGUAAUAUUGUUUAAAUUUUAGAAGUUAUUUUCUAAUCAUGUGUCAUGUACAGUAUCAAAACUUUAAAUGUUAAAUGACAUUUAAAUGAGCUCUCCAAACAGUACCCUGAAGAAGGAAAUGCAAGGGAAGAUUUAAUCUGUUAUCUUGUUGAGCAAAAAGUAGCAUUUGAGCAAUAAAUGUCACCCAACAGCACUCAAAUAACUCUUACAAUUUCAAUGUAUAAUCACCACUUCUUUGAGUGGCCAGUAAUUUUCUCAGAUUCACUCUGGUUCUCAAUAAUGGAUUCCCUUUUCCAUGAUUAAAAGGACCCUUAAUCCUGUCCAUGCUAUUUCUUGAACUUCCAUUCUUACAAUUUCCUCACCACUUUUAAUCCAUCCUUCCAUGCUACCUGUCUCCUGCAAGUGAUGAAUGCAAUUCCAGUCACCUGUCAUUUUAGUUUCCCAUUCUCCUCACUCCAAUUUCUACUACCUGCAUCAAUAUAAUGAGGCAGAGAUGCAUGAAGUACAAAUUGCUGUGCGUGUUGGUCGAGAAGUUUCACAAUGAUGCCUAUAAGGAAAAAGUGCACAGUGCUCUCAAGCUACUUCAGACUAUUGCUACUGACCCCCUUGCAAAGAAGCUCUUUGAGGUUGUAGUGUCAUGGUUUAGUGGUGCCCAACCAAACAUAAUGCAGCUAGCUAACCCACUCAGUUGAGCCCAUCUUGUAUGUCUGUGGGAUGCCAAAGCUGCUAGUGAUUGAGAUCAAUAUGGCAAAACAUUCUGAUAACUCAGUACAUACGAAAUCCAAAUGUUCCACGAUGGAACCCAAACGACACUUCAGUGUUUACUCGGUAGUGACUUCCUCACCCCGAAAAGCAUCCGAACCGUGGUCGUCCACACACAAAUACCUGUUUCCUUCUACAGGUCAGCAACAAAGUGAACUCCACCGGAUUACUUCCAACUUCCAUACAUGGAUUUCAGUGGCAAACACAGUUAUUGUUUCUCAUCCAUCGAUAGAGAAAACAAGCAGGCUGGUGUCUCUCUCCCUUCUCUCUCUCUCUCCUUCUUCUACCACGUCAUUACGUCCUUUAUCUUCUACUGACGUAAGCACGCCCCACACACACAUACACACACACUCUCUAUCUUAAAGGGACUUUCACUGAGUCCGUAACACCAGAAAGCGAUUUCCAGAAUCCUACUGCCCUCUGAGCAAAAAACAAAGUUCCUCUCACCUCUAAUCCUUCUAUUAGAUACUUUAAAUCUUUGCUCCCUUGUAAUUUGCCCCUUAGCCAAGGAAAAUGGGUUAUUUCCAUUUCCCCAUGUAAGUUUCCCUAUGUAAGUCCCCCUGUUAAGUCACCUACUCUGUUCCAAAGAAAACAACCCUACUUUAUCCAAUCUCUCCUCGUAUAACUACAACUUUCCUGAUCUGGUGACAUCUUCAUAAAUCUCCUCUGCACUCUCUCCAGUGCAAUCACACAUUUCCUGUAGUGUUGCAUCCAGAAGUGGGGUGGGAAGAAGUGUAGUCACUGCACCUUGGGAAGAGAAGGGCUUAAAGUAAGUAUUAGUCAAUAGUUCAGUCCCAGAAAUUGAAGUGGAGAAUCUGUAUUUUAAAAAAAAAGAGAGGGGGUAAACACUCGUACAGAAGUUGUACAUUUGGAUCAAAGGUCCUGUUAAGGAGUUUUGAACUUUUGCUACAGAUUGAUUGCAAGUUGCUCAGUACAGGUUAAAAAGCUUAGCUGUGGAAUUAUGACGUGAAAAAAUGUCAAUACCUGCACAAGAUCAGUGGAACUGACUCAUGCAUUAGUUUCUAUCAUUCCGGCAUAGUUUUAUCAACAGACAGAGCAGGCAGAGGUUACUGCAGCACUGGUCUAAACAGAGUACUUCAUCCCAUGGAGCUUUCAACAUGCUCUGCAACUGCACACAAGUUUAUCAGACACAACUACCACUGCUGAAGUGUUGUUUGCUUAAACUGUUUAGUUAGUACUUAACUUCAAUGGAAACUAAACUUGGUGCACUUUGGACCAGGAGGAAAGUUUCUACUGAGCACAAAGCAAAUAGCAGAUUACAGCAUGUGUUUACAGUUCUCCCAGACGAUGUGCUUAUUGUAAUCUAACUUUAUCCUCACUAAAUAUUUGUGUUUUGGAGAAUGCUUACAUGUGACUACGAGGUGAGGUGGGGAGAAAAUCAGCAUUUUUACAGCUUUCUCCUAAAUUUCCUGCUGGCAAUUGCCUUCUCAACAAGAUCAAUACAAAAAUUUAAAGCAAACGAGCUCUUACCAGAAGAUCAAGAAUAUGGACUUUAAUUGGUUUAUUUGCAUGAAAACUAAUAAAUUGUUUUUAUUAGAUUUUUAUGAAUGCAGAAUCCUGUUGACUAGAAAUACUAUAUUCACAAUUUUUAAAGCCAUACCUAAAUUUUGUCAACUGUCACAUGGAAGUGCAGGUCUUCAAGCAAUGAGAUUCCUGUGCGCAAACUAGCCAUUAUACCUAAGUUAUCCAUAUAGAAUCCCAGUGACCAAGUUCUCAGUCAAAAGUAUGUACUCAUGAAGUCU